CCGCCGGGUUCGCAAACAACCGCGCGAACGGGCCGAAGGAGCCGGGAGCGGGGGGCGGGGCGGGCUGGGGGGCGGGCGGAAGUCACAGCCGGGGAAGCCAGUCGGGACCUUCCCGCCUCCUUCCCCAGGGUCGGUCCGAGAGGAGGAGGGUCACCGCCUCCUCCUGCGCGGAGAAGGGGGGCGGAGCCCGGCUCAGGACAAUGGAUUUUCCUGGUCAUUUUGAGCAGAUCUUCCAGCAGCUGAACUACCAGAGACUUCACGGCCAGCUCUGUGACUGCGUCAUUGUAGUGGGGAACAGGCAUUUCAAAGCCCACCGCUCCGUGCUGGCGGCAUGCAGCACGCAUUUCCGAGCUCUGUUCUCCGUGGCAGAGGGAGAUCAGAGCAUGAACAUGAUCCAGCUGGAUAGUGAGGUGGUGACAGCAGAGGCCUUUGCUGCACUGAUUGACAUGAUGUACACCUCCACCCUCAUGCUGGGGGAGAGCAACGUUAUGGAUGUCUUAUUGGCAGCCUCUCACCUGCAUCUGAACUCCGUUGUUAAGGCAUGUAAACAUUACCUGACAACAAGGACGCUGCCCAUGUCUCCCCCUGGCGAGCGUGUCCAGGAGCAGAGUGCUCGCAUGCAGCGCUCUUUCAUGCUGCAGCAGCUGGGACUGAGCAUUGUGAGCUCAGCCCUCAGUUCCAGCCAAAGUGGCGAGGAGCCGCCAGCCCCCAUGAGCUCAUCCAUGCGCAGCAACCUGGACCAGCGGACACCCUUCCCCAUGAGACGCCUCCACAAGCGCAAGCAGUCUGUAGAGGAGCGGACCCGGCAGCGCCUCCGGUCCUCCAUGGACGAAUCUGCCAUUUCAGAUGUUACUCCGGAGAGCGGCCCUUCGGGAGUUCAUUCUCGGGACGAAUUCUUUUCCCCAGAUUCUCUGAAAAUUGUGGACAACCCUAAACCCGAUGGGAUGGCUGACAACCAGGAGGACAGUGCUAUGCUGUUUGAUCGGCCUUUCGGUGCCCAAGAAGAUGCCCAGGUGCCCAGCCAGUCCGACGGCAGUGCUGGCACCAUGGCCUCUCGUGCAACUCAGGUUGAAACUAGUUUUGAACAAGAAGCUGUAGCCGAGAAAGGCAGUUUCCAGUGUGAAAAUCCUGAGGUUGGCCUUGGGGAGAAGGAACAUAUGAGAGUGGUGGUCAAGUCUGAGCCCCUGAGCUCUCCCGAGCCGCAGGACGAAGUGAGCGAUGUCACCUCCCAAGCGGAGGGCAGCGAGUCUGUGGAAGUGGAAGGAGUGGUGGUCAGUGCCGAGAAGAUCGACCUCAGCCCCGAAAGCAGCGACCGGAGUUUCUCAGAUCCGCAGUCCAGUACGGACAGGGUCGGGGACAUCCACAUUUUGGAAGUCACAAAUAAUCUAGAACACAAGACCUCUUUCAGCAUCUCAAAUUUUCUCAACAAGAGCAGGGGGAAUAACUUCAGUGCAGGUCAGAGCUCCGAUGAUAACAUCCCAAACACCACCAGUGACUGCCGCCUGGAGGGCGAGGCCCCCUACUUGCUGAGUCCAGAGGCUGGGCCUGCAGGUGGGUCUUCCUCAGCCCCUGGUUCCCAUGUGGAGAACCCAUUCAGUGAGCCUGCAGACUCCCACUUUGCCAGGCCCAUGCAGGAGGUGAUGGGCCUGCCGUGUGUGCAGACCUCAGGCUACCAAGGAGAACAGUUUGGGAUGGAUUUUUCCAGGUCUGGCUUGGGUGUCCACUCUUCCUUCUCCAGGACAAUGAUGGCUUCCCCAAGAGGAGGAGCCAGUAACUUUCCCUACUACCGCCGCAUAGCUCCCAAAAUGCCGGUUGUAACUUCCGUCAGGAGCUCCCAGGUCCCUGAAAACUCCGCCAGUUCCCAGCUAAUGAUAAAUGGGGCCACCUCGUUUGAAAAUGGCCACCCUUCUCAGCCUGGCCCUCCGCAGUUGACCAGGGCAUCUGCUGAUGUCUUGUCAAAGUGCAAGAAGGCCUUAUCAGAGCACAAUGUCUUGGUUGUAGAGGGGGCUCGAAAGUACGCCUGCAAAAUCUGCUGUAAGACCUUCCUGACUCUGACGGACUGUAAGAAGCACAUCCGAGUUCACACGGGUGAAAAGCCCUACGCCUGCCUCAAGUGCGGCAAGAGGUUCAGCCAGUCCAGCCACCUGUACAAACACUCCAAGACCACCUGCCUGCGCUGGCAGAGCAGCAACCUCCCCAGCACCUUGCUCUGACUGCUCUCAUGUGGGACAGUCCGUGGGGGACAGUCCAUGGGCGAGGGCUGUACUGAGAUAGAUGAAAGUCGCUCUCAGUAGGCAGCUAAGGCUCGGGACUGGAGGCCGCAGCUGGCCGGAGGCUCUUGGAAUUUCAGCCCGUAGUAAGCAGAGGACUGUGAGGUGUGGCGUGUACAGUGCUGCCUUUCUGAGUGAGGUGUGCACCAGGGGAAGUGAGCGAGUGAGCGCUGGAACCCAGGCCUUCCUCGGGGGUGAGGAAUGCAGUCAUAGAGUAGUUUGUCCUUGAUGGUAAGAGUGGGAAGCUGGAAACAUUGCAACACUAUUUUAAAGCCCUGGGAAGCGUUUAAUUAAGUUUCCUACAUCCUCUGAUGCGAGUAUUCCAACCCUGUACAGAAAUGCAAAACAUACGUCUGCGUAACCAGGUCACGUGGUGCUGUCUGGGAAAAAAAAAAAAAAGGCCCUGGAGGGCAAGCCUGUCUGCCACAAAUGCUUUAAAGUGUCUCCUGAGCUAGUCCUAGGCCUCAGAAGUACUGUAUUUGUUUUGUUUUAACCUGAGUUGCAGUCACAGACACUGCCCUCUGAUGGUGCUGGCACUGGGUCCAGGUAAACAUGCAAGCCUUGGACAACAGGUGUAUAGUAGAUACUUCUCAAUCAUCUCUGUGGAGUAGGUGUUUUAAUAAUUGUUUUUCUAGUCUUAAAAACAGUGUUGUAGUGGAGUGUGUACCUGUACGGAGUGACAGUGGUUGUUUCUGUACGUGCUGUGUUAGCAGUGUUUGAACCAACGUAUUGCCGAUGCUGUAGUUGUUUGAAGUCAGGAGGAAGCCAGUGUCCGUCUUCAUUCUGGCUAUAUGGCGUCCUGUUUUGUGAGUUUUCCUGGUGUAUUUGCCUUUCAUUCCAUCCAGAUGGCCAGGGCCAGCUCAGUCUGGCUAGCACAGCCACCCGAGAUCAGCUGCUCUGUCACUUCUUACUGCCAAGCCCCGUAGAACAUCUCUCCGGGCGGAACCAGCUGAACUAACCACAGCAGCCAUGGUUUAUUACUGCUCUGCUAGGCUUUCAAAGCUACCCCUCACUGUCAGCGGUGUCCUCCUUAACAGUACUCGGUUAGUUAUUUAAACCUAAAUGUGGUGGUGUCCAUGACUCAAUGUUUUCCAGGCUUUGGAAAAGUUAAGCAGCCUACAGCACAGAACUCACCAGAAACAUCCAAGGCUUGUGGGGAGGCAUUUGGUUCCCUGUCCAGGAUCUCUUGUGUCCUCUGUUUGCCUUGCUGUCAGGCCUGCUGCAUCCCGGCAUGCACCCAGGGAGCAGCAUGGAUGGGCCUGUGCGUAUCUGUAGGCUCGUUUACUUCAUUCAUGGACAUUACUUCAUUCAUUCUGGUUUUCUUUCAUAAAUCAGAGAUACCAAACCAUUGUGCAUAGUUCAGAGAAAUUCAGUUAAGUGUAGAAAGCUAUGUAUUUCUGUAUUUCCUAAAACAGAGUGUGCGUCUUCUCUUAAGCUAGUGUGACCAUGAAUCUGUGGAUAGACCUGUCAUGUUCUGAGCGAGCAUGGCAUCUGAACUGAUUCCUAGGGAGAAAAGCCCAAUGGAAACCUGGACCCUCCUAAGCAGGUGUGUGGGAGAGACACCAAUGGAAGCAAUAGGGUCACUUGAGAAACUGCUGUGUGGCUUAUUGUCAUCAGUCCUGUUGAGACAUGAUGGGGGUGGGUCUGUGUCCACCUUCAUGGUGUGGGGACCAGUGGGAGUCGUGGGUCAGCAUGGAGAAGCAGAGAUGCCCUGCCGGGUGAGGAGCCAGUGUCACAAGCAGAGAGGCAGUCCCUGCCAUCCUGUGUUAGGGAUGUAGUGUUGGGAGCCUGCCCCUCACCUCAGCUUGGAUACAGAUGGACUUGGGGCCUGCCUCUCCACAGCUGGACGGCCCUGGAAUCUCAUCUACCUCGUAGUCGGUCUCUGCGUGAGAAGCAAGCUUGCAGGCCAGUGUCCUCCAACAUGCUGUAGCACUUCAAGAUUUCCAAGGAUCCCUGGGGAACUAGACCCUGGGUUGCUGUGACCUGAGUUCUACUGGGAUUCUAACUGGUACUGGGGACCUGACUUUUGAUUUCUGUAGCCUUAAUUCUAGCCCGGCGGCAUAAUCAUGUACAAUCUUCUGGAGACGGCGUCAAGUGUAGAAGCACCCUGUUGGUGCUAAUGCUGGUUAAAACAGAUUUGAAAUAAAAAUUUGUCAUAGUCACGCCUCUAAA
Messenger RNA from Peromyscus leucopus (white-footed mouse), 4442 nucleotides. It is a transcript of the gene Zbtb5, whose product is annotated as zinc finger and BTB domain containing 5. Gene Ontology annotation, molecular function: DNA-binding transcription factor activity, RNA polymerase II-specific; protein binding; RNA polymerase II cis-regulatory region sequence-specific DNA binding. Bases 201 to 2213 code for a protein of 670 amino acids. NCBI's taxonomy places the organism in Eukaryota, Metazoa, Chordata, Mammalia, Rodentia, Cricetidae. Gene Ontology annotation, biological process: regulation of transcription by RNA polymerase II. The transcript has 2 exons. Gene Ontology annotation, cellular component: nucleus. The record is from RefSeq and is a predicted model, not a curated record.